AUGGAGGGAUACGCUAAGCUUAUGAUCGUGACAAUGGUGGUAGCUGGUUUAGCCCUUGGGUCCGGACCCAUGGUGGCAAAUGGUCAGAAAGUUUGUGGCAUGAACAAAGAAGGUUUCAAGGCAUGCCAGCCGAGCGUGACUGCCGGGAACCCCAGCCCUCCGCCGCCAUCGGCCGCAUGUUGCAUGGCUUUAAACGAAGCCGACCUCACAUGCCUUUGUUUCUUCAAGAAUUCCAAGUUGAUGAAUGAUUAUGGAAUCGAUUUCAAUCGAGCUAAGGACCUGCCCGUGCAAUGCAAUUUGACCAAAUCUUUCAAUUGCUAG
Messenger RNA from Gossypium raimondii (Peruvian cotton), 321 nucleotides. Its product is annotated as putative lipid-transfer protein DIR1. Gene Ontology annotation, biological process: systemic acquired resistance. NCBI's taxonomy places the organism in Eukaryota, Viridiplantae, Streptophyta, Magnoliopsida, Malvales, Malvaceae. Gene Ontology annotation, molecular function: fatty acid binding. The coding region runs from base 1 to 321 and encodes 106 amino acids. The transcript has a single exon. The record is from RefSeq and is a predicted model, not a curated record.